AUGAAGGCAGCAGAAGGAUCUAAUUGGGUGGAAAUCAAUAACUCUGGUUCCAAACAUUCUCCUAGGUCUGGGAGAUCUUCUGUGCCUGAUAAUGAUGAAACAAAUCAGAAUUCUCGUAGUAGUCUCAUUGCUAGGAACCAGGUAGUUCCUUUUUCAACAGAUCCUAUCACUGAAAAUAGAGCUGAUACAGUUGCAUCCAACUCUUUGAAGGAGGACUCUCUUUUACAUCCCUUAGAUCUUCCAAGAAAUCCAGCUCCAGCUGGAAAGAUAUCAAUUAAUGCAGUUUCAGGCAACGAGGAAAUUCUGAAUGGAAUGGAGGUUGAGAUUAAUACACAAAUUGAAGGAGAUCCCAUCUCAACUGAACCAAUGCAGGGGAAUCAGUAUUGGAACAUCCAAAACAUGGAGGAGAACCAGCUUUAA
Striga asiatica is the source of this 420-nucleotide messenger RNA. Lineage: Eukaryota; Viridiplantae; Streptophyta; Magnoliopsida; Lamiales; Orobanchaceae. The record is from the annotation of a GenBank genome assembly.